Phragmites australis (common reed) is the source of this 3956-nucleotide messenger RNA. RefSeq names its product chromatin assembly factor 1 subunit FSM-like. Gene Ontology annotation, biological process: nucleosome assembly. The transcript is spliced from 13 exons. Gene Ontology annotation, cellular component: CAF-1 complex; nucleus. The record is from RefSeq and is a predicted model, not a curated record. Lineage: Eukaryota; Viridiplantae; Streptophyta; Magnoliopsida; Poales; Poaceae. Bases 738 to 3572 code for a protein of 944 amino acids.
UUCUUUUUCCUAAACCUCAUCCAUAACAAAAAAUUGUUAGAAGCGGAGCUCAGGGUACUUCCAUUGGAUGUGAAGCAGUAGAGGGCUGGAGCCCUAGCCCCUUGGAUUCACCACUUUCUUUUCCUAUUCCUUGAAAAAAAGAAAAGAAAAUACAUCGAUCGCCAGGCCUAAAUGUCUGACACCGGGAGAAGCUGGGGGCUCGCUAGCGCAACAGACAAACACAUCGAUCGCAUCACACGUGACACGUGGCAGGGCACGCAUUAAUCAGUCACCAACCUUCCACUCGAUCGACGGCGGAGGCCGUCCCGCGGGAAGCCAAAUCCACGAAACGAAAUUCUCGAAACCGCCCGCCGCGGGAAACAUUUCCCCCUUCCCCUUCCCCUCCCUUGCGCGCGCGCGCGCGCCUCUCUCUACAAAUAUUUUCUUUUCCGUUUCGGCGCCUCCUCCAACCUCUCCACUCCCUCCUCCCGCUCGCGCCCACAUCGCCAAUCCAGGUCCACCGCCGGCGCCUCCUCCUCCAGUGCUUGAGCUCCGCAGAUCUGCAGGGUGAGUAGACGGAUUGUUCGAACAAAGAUUGGGUAGAGGAAUGCGCUGUUUUUUUUAAGAUACUUCAGGAUCUAGGUCUUUUCCUAGUUAAUCCUGGUAAAUCUCCCAGACGGCGCCUUCUAAACAACUCGGCAGAAGGGAAAGGGGCUUUGUUCCUGAAGUAGCAGUCGCAGCACCCACACGCUCACGCGAUGGAGAGCGGCGUGAUUCUCGGUGUUGCUCGCCCUGAAGAAGUCCCCGACCGCCAUGACGCAGAGCCACGCGACGAUUUGGAGCAAUCGCAGAUGCAGGUCGAUGUCACUGUUGUUCUCAACCAAUCUGCUGAGCUCGAAUCGAGUGACUCAAUGGCCAUCGAUGAUGCCCCGGCUCAACAACCAUCAGGCCAGCCGGUGGAGGCAGCACAACAGUCUCCUGCUACGCUGACGGAUACCAUCGUAGAGGUGCAGAAGCAACUGAAGCGGAAGAGGGCUUCGAAUGGUCCGGCGAUUGCUACCGCGGACAAGGAUGCUCUCGUCGCUGGAUGCCGCCAGGAGCUCGAGGGGUUGUUCCAGUAUUACAAGGAGGUUUCUGGCCGCAAGAUGCGGUUUGAGGGUGGCAAUCUGUCCGGCAACGCGAUGGUUGGCUGCUUGCUUGAGGAGAGCAGUCUUGGGCUGACGAAGUUGGUGGAGGAGAUACACGAGAAGCUGAAGGAGACGGAGGCUGUGUCCGUGGCUUCAGUCCGUAGCUCUGUGCUGCUCAUUGGGCAGAGGAUGGUGUACGGGAAAUCCUCCCCGGAUGCUGAUGUGUUGGAAGAUGAAUCGGAGUCGGCUCUUUGGUGCUGGGAGAUAAGAGAUCUGAAACUGAUGCCGGUGAGAACACGUGGCGUUUUGAGUACACGGAGAUCUGUCAGAAAGAAAAUCCAUGACAGGAUCACUGCCAUCUAUUCAACCUUGUCAGUUCUGGAAAACCCCGGAGUUGAAGCUCAAGUAAAUGAUCUCAGAAAAGUAUCGUUAAAAUUAAACAAGUCACUGAACCUGGAAGGGAUCAGAUCAAUGGUUGAAAGAGUGUCUCAAAAGAACAACAUUGAACGGGGUGUGAAAAAUGCAAGAUCAAUAGCUAAGGAAUUGAUGGAAGAGACAGAGAAAAAUGACCAAAAUGUCAGCAGACUUGAGGAUGCGAGUGUCUCUGAGCUGCGGAUGGGAAACUUGCCUUCUAAUGAAAAAGAUAUCCAGAAAGUGCAAAAACAAAUUGAGAAGGAAAUAAAACGCCAGGAGAAAGAAGAAGCUCGGAUGAAGAAACUGCAAAAGAAACAGCAAGAAGAGGCACUAAGAGAACAGAAGCGACGUGAAAAGGACGAAGCUGAAGCUAAGAAACAGCAAAGGAGGCAGGAAGAGGAAGCACAGAAGGAACAAAAGCGCCGUGAAAAGGAAGAAGCCGAAAUGAAGAAACAACAGAAAAGGCAGCAAGAGGAAGCUGAGAAAGAACAGAAGCGCCGUGAGAAGGAAGCUGCACAACUCAAGAAGCAACUAGCCAUUCAAAAGCAAGCUUCUCUGAUGGAAAGCUUUUUCAAAAGUAAGAAAGAUAGCGGAAAACUUCAAAAAUCUGGAGAGAACGACUUAGGUGAUGAUCCAUGCACUGACAACAAAGAGGUGAUACCAGCAACCACAUCAAAAAUUGAUUCAUCCUUGUCUCAACAAGAGGAAUGGGUUUUGGAGGAUCUUUGGAGGUUGCAGGUCACUUGUUGGAAGAAGCUAUCUAGCUACAAUAGGUCCUCCAGGUGGGGUAUCAGACGCAAACCCAAGAUGGAUGCAUUUAAAGAGCUCAAGCUUCAAAAAUCCUCAGACGAUAUGGUUGAUGAAAUACUUUCAACUCCAAAUGAAGAUAACUGCCACAACUUAAGUCAGGAAAAUGAGCAUGAUAAGCUUGAAAGCGACAUUGACAUGCUACCAGCUAGUCAUAGCACCAAUAAUGCUAAACCUCUGCAAACUAGAUUGAUAAGGAGAAAGCUUCUUCAAUUUGACAAAAGUAACAGGCCAGCGUAUUAUGGGACCUGGAGGAAGAAAAUUGCUGUUGUUGGCCCAAGGUGUCCACUUAAGAUGGAUCCAGAUCUUGACUAUGAGGUUGAUAGUGAUGAUGAAUGGGAAGAGGAGGAUCCUGGUGAGAGUCUUUCUGACUGUGAGAAGGAUAGUGAUGAAGUUAUGGAAGAAUAUUCCAAGAUUACAGAUGAAGAGGACGAAGAUAGCUUUGUUGUACCUGAUGGCUACCUCUCGGAUAAUGAGGGGAUACAGAUUGAAAGUCUCUUGGAUGAUAAGGAUGAGGAAGCCAGUAGCUCACCAACUGGUCAGAGCACCGAAGAAGAAGAAUUCAGGUUUCUACUACGCCAGCAAAAAGCCCUGAACACUUUGACUGAGCAAGCUCUUCGUAAGAGCCAACCUCUUGUGAUAUCCAACAUAAAUAAUGAAAAGGCUGAGUUAUUGACUGCCGGAGACCUCAAGGGUCUGGCAAAGAUUGAGCAGCUUUGCCUGCAAGUUCUUUCAAUGUGCAUCUAUCCGGGAGGUGCAGUUGUUGAUGUACCUGUCAUUGACAGUUCAUCUGCAAAUGCUGAGGGAAUUAACCAGUCGAAUGUGAAAAUUAGCUCUCCUGCAGCUGCAUCUGCUAUACCAGAAACGGACCUGCCAGAAAUUGUUCAGGUGAUACGGUCAUGUCAAGAUGGUAUCAAUAAGUUGGUUGAAUUACUGCAGCAGAAGUUUCCAAAUGUUUCGAAGUCGCAACUGAAAAGUAAAGUGAGGGAUAUAUCUGACUUCGUUGAUAAUCACUGGAAGGUCAAGAAAGAGGUUCUUGACAAGCUAGGCUUAGAGCCCUCACCAGUGAAAUCCAAGAAGACCAAAGGCAUAGCCAUGUACUUCUCGAAGCGGUGUUUACCUCCGGCAGAGGCCAUCAAUGCUCUGGCGUCUUCACCUGAGCUGCGAUUGAAAUCUAAAAGCAUUCAAAAUGGCAACGGUGGCACUGAAGCUCCUCAGAUUAAUCUAUUCCCCUCGCCCCAGUAGAGUUCCUAACUAGAUAUCCUGAAGCUGUCUUCCUCAAGUUGGAUCAGGGAUCAAUGGAGCUAUGCACCCGGAUGAGCAGAAAGCUCUUGGAUCAGGGAUCAACUUGGUUUUGCAUGAGACAAAUCCAUGUUCAACUUGGGGUUUUUAACAACAUGGAGAUCUGCAUCUUUGUUUCGGGAUGUUUGACAUGUUGUACUUAGUAAGAAAAUAAGUUUAUUUAUGGAGGAUAUUUAGUUGAUUUAUAAGGUCUUUAUGCGUGUUUGAGAUGUAUCUAUUAUAUUAUUAACGCAAGUCAUUCUCACAGUAAAGCUGAUGGGCUUGCAUUCUGGAAUCACUAGUCGCUGCAACUAUCAACAUUUUUGUUGUGAGUUCAUUGGGUCUGGA